AUGGCGUCGUCAGACAUCGCGUUUCAAACAUUCUCGUUCGCCAACCAAGUCUCGGACGUCUCACCUCAAGACAAAAUCUUCGCGUUCGACCCCGAAGCUAACAAGCGGAUACUGCAACAAUCACCAUGGGAGCAGGAUCCGCACUACUUCAAGACAUGCAAGAUCUCAGCUGUUGCGCUGAUCAAGAUGGUCAUUCACGCAAGAUCAGGCGUCCCACACGAGAUCAUGGGCCUCAUGCAGGGAAAAGUCAUCGGAGAUUCGAUCGUAAUCGUGGACUCUUUCGCACUUCCAGUGCAAGGAACGGAGACACGUGUGAACGCCGCCAGCGAGGCGAACGAAUACAUGGUCACCUACGUUCAAGAGAGUGAGAAGGUGAAACGAUUGGAAAACGUUGUGGGAUGGUAUCACUCCCAUCCCGGAUAUGGGUGCUGGCUAUCAGGUAUAGAUGUUGACACACAGAUGAACAAUCAACGUUUCCAAGAUCCUUUCGUCGCCGUCGUCAUUGAUCCUAACCGCACAAUAUCGGCUGGCAAAGUCGACAUCGGUGCAUUCCGCACGUAUCCAAAGGAUUACACUCCCCAAAACGCCUCUGCGUCGGAGUACCAAUCGAUCCCCCUCCAUAAAAUCGAAGACUUCGGAGUGCAUGCGAACCAGUACUAUCCGCUCGAUGUCGAGGUUUUCAAGUCGAGCUUGGACAAUGAGCUACUUGGCUUGCUGUGGAAGAAGUACUGGGUCAACACCCUGAGUCAGAGCCCCUUGAUAUCUAAUCGUGCAUAUGCAGUUUCACAAAUCGCCGAUCUGCACCAGAAGCUAUCUAGAGCGGAAUCUACCAUAAGUAACACGAGACCGACCGUUCCGGCAUUGAAAGGCCAGGAAGAGAAACCGAGUGGAAAGGCCCUCCAGCAGGAUGAGAAGAAAAAGGAGGAGAGCCACCUAGCGAAAGCAGUGAAAGACAGGUAUUUCGUCGCAAAACCCGCAUUCUGUCCAGUGUCCAUUGAUGACUUUUCUAGCCAAAAGAUUGCUGUCGAAGCUCAACAUGGUCUUAUCUCCCAGAUCCUCAAAGACAUUAUCUUCUCAUCACGACCAAGAGAACGUUCGCCUCAGGUGUCUCGGGUCGGAGAGGUAGUGGAUACCGCAAUGAGUAUCGGAUAG
Pisolithus orientalis is the source of this 1152-nucleotide messenger RNA. Its product is annotated as JAB1/Mov34/MPN/PAD-1 ubiquitin protease-domain-containing protein. Gene Ontology annotation, biological process: protein deneddylation. The transcript is spliced from 7 exons. Gene Ontology annotation, molecular function: deNEDDylase activity; protein binding; metallopeptidase activity. Bases 1 to 1152 code for a protein of 383 amino acids. NCBI's taxonomy places the organism in Eukaryota, Fungi, Basidiomycota, Agaricomycetes, Boletales, Pisolithaceae. Gene Ontology annotation, cellular component: cytoplasm; COP9 signalosome. The record is from RefSeq and is a predicted model, not a curated record.